GCAUUAACUUUUGAUCUCUAGCUGGAAAAAUGUCUCUGGAACUAGAUGCUAGUCAGGUUGAUGUUGUGAUUGCAGCACUUCACCCGAAUCUCACCACUUUUUUGGAGGAAUGGCGACCAAUCUUGUCCAGGUACCACCUCAUAAUCAUCAAAGAUCCUGACACGGAAGAGGAGCUUCAGAUUCCCUCUGGCUUUGACCUCCAAGUAUACACCAAAUCCGACAUUGAGAAAGUGAUAGGGCAAACUUCCAUCAAAUUUUCCGGUCAUUCAAGCCGAUACUUCGGGUAUCUCAUAUCUCGCAAGAAGUACAUUAUCUCUAUUGACGAUGACUGCCUACCAGCAAGAGAUAGCCAGGGUUUCUUAAUAGAUGCAGUCGCGCAGCACAUCACCAAUCUCAGUACACCUGCUACACCUUUCUUCUUCAAUACCCUUUAUGAUCCCUAUCGUGAGGGUGCAGAUUUUGUUCGUGGGUACCCCUUCAGUCUACGAACCGGAGUUGAAUGUGUGAUGUCAUGUGGCCUGUGGCUCAACAUAGCAGACUACGAUGCCCCAACUCAGGCUGUGAAGCCAGAAGAGCGAAACUUGCGCUAUGUGGAUGCUGUGCUCACAGUGCCAGUGAGGUCAAUGAUGCCUGUUAGCGGGAUCAAUCUCGCAUUCAGGAGGGACAUAGUGGGGCCUGCAUUGUUCCCCGUGUUGCGGCUGGCAGGAGAAGGUAAGCGGAGGUGGGAGACAAUGGAGGACAUCUGGAGCGGGAUGUGCGCGAAGGUAGUGUGUGAUCACUUGGGUCUCGGAGUGAAAAGCGGACUACCGUACGUAUGGAGAGGUGAAGGCGCCGAUGGAGGUGAUGCAUUGGAAAGCUUGAAAAAGGAAUGGGAAGGAGUGAAAUUAAUGGAACAGGUUGUGCCCUUUUUCCAGUCAGUGAGGUUGCCGAGGACAGCGGUGACAGCGGAGGACUGUGUGAUCAAGAUGGCAGGUUUGGUAAGGGAACAGUUGGGACCUCUUGAUCUUGUGUUUAAAAAUGCUGCUGAUGGUAUGGAAGAGUGGGUAAAGUUGUGGAAGGUUUCAACAUCUCAAUCCAUAACUGAUUCUUAGAUUGGUUUUUCAGUAACAUUGCCUGCUUUUUUUACAUAAGAAUAAAAAGACCUAAUUGUGUCUUAGUUGGACUUGCUAUAGGUGUUUGUCUGCAUUUUACUGUAUUUCUCCAUUGAACUGAGUAUUUCUGUUAUUGAAUUUGAUAUAGUGAUUAUUAUUGGUGAACAUCAGCUAUUGAUGCCUAGUUACUUUACCCA
Molecule: messenger RNA, 1288 nt
Organism: Dioscorea cayenensis subsp. rotundata (Guinea yam)
Lineage: Eukaryota; Viridiplantae; Streptophyta; Magnoliopsida; Dioscoreales; Dioscoreaceae
Product: probable inactive UDP-arabinopyranose mutase 2
Exons: 1
Coding region: 30-1091 (353 amino acids)
Biological process (GO): plant-type cell wall biogenesis; UDP-L-arabinose metabolic process
Cellular component (GO): Golgi apparatus; cytosol
Molecular function (GO): UDP-arabinopyranose mutase activity
Source: RefSeq, a predicted model, not a curated record